GAAAUAUGCCUACUUGAAACCUCGAGUGCAUACAACAAGGCGGGACGGGCAAAAGUUAGUUUCGACCAGCACAAAGCGAUGUUCGCCCUUCUUGCCAUGCUCAAGAACACGGCGCAUAAAUUUCAGUAUGCAACAUGUGACUGGCUCAAAAAGAUCAAGUUUCUGUUCAUCCAUACUCACAGCGAUAUCAUCAGAAUCUGGUCGUUAAGCACCACUGAACCCGGUGUAUAUAUAAUGAUCAAAGAGAUCAAAAUGCCUUCGCCCCAAGAUUUUAACAAAAAAGCUGAUCAAAUGGAGAAGUUCAUG
Molecule: messenger RNA, 306 nt
Organism: Zychaea mexicana
Lineage: Eukaryota; Fungi; Mucoromycota; Mucoromycetes; Mucorales; Lichtheimiaceae
Exons: 2
Source: RefSeq, a predicted model, not a curated record